Molecule: messenger RNA, 1783 nt
Organism: Molossus molossus (Pallas's mastiff bat)
Lineage: Eukaryota; Metazoa; Chordata; Mammalia; Chiroptera; Molossidae
Gene: NECTIN1
Product: nectin cell adhesion molecule 1
Exons: 6
Coding region: 1-1746 (581 amino acids)
Biological process (GO): protein localization to cell junction; homophilic cell-cell adhesion; heterophilic cell-cell adhesion
Cellular component (GO): adherens junction
Source: RefSeq, a predicted model, not a curated record
AUGGGCCCCUCUGUCCACUUGGACCCUCGCUGCUCCCUGCAGAAGGCGACAAGGAUCCAGCCCCUCCGGGGCUGCUCACAGGAGUCUCCUUCUCCGGAAGGGCCGGCUGAGAAGCUGGGCAGGUCCCCAUUCCAUGGCGGAGAGUCGGGCGCGUGGACAGCAGGCCCACCCACCCCGGGACUGCAGACCCUGAGACGUGUCCUAGCGGCAGAGCCGGACUGUGCCAUCCGCAGCGGCCUCGGCCUCGAUCUCCGCCCGGCUGUCUGUCCGGAAGGCGCGCGCCCGCAGGCGGUACAGGUGAACGACUCCAUGCUGGGCUUCAUCGGCGCCGACGUGGUCCUGCACUGCAGCUUCGCCAACCCGCUGCCCGGCGUGAAGAUCACGCAGGUCACCUGGCAGAAGUCCUCCAACGGCUCCAAGCAGAACAUGGCCAUCUACAACCCAGCCAUGGGCGUCUCGGUGCUGCCGCCCUACAGCGGGCGCGUGGCGUUCCUGCGGCCCUCCUUCACCGACGGCACCAUCCGCCUGUCCCGCCUGGAGCUGGAGGACGAGGGCGCCUACAUCUGCGAGUUCGCCACCUUCCCAGCGGGCAACCGAGAGAGCCAGCUCAACCUCACCGUGAUGGCCAAACCCACCAACUGGAUAGAGGGCACACAGGCGGUGCUUCAAGCCAAGAAGGGGCACGAGGACAAGGUCCUGGUGGCCACCUGCACCUCGGCCAACGGGAAGCCCGCCAGCGUGGUGUCCUGGGACACGCGGCUGAAGGGCGAGGCGGAGUACCAGGAGAUCCGCAACCCCAACGGCACCGUGACGGUCAUCAGCCGCUACCGCCUGGUGCCCAGCCGGGACGCGCACCGGCAGUCCCUGGCCUGCGUGGUCAACUACCACCUGGACCGCUUCCGGGACAGCGUCACCCUCAACGUGCUGUACGAGCCCGAGGUGACCAUCGAGGGGUUUGACGGGAACUGGUACCUGCAGCGGAUGGACGUGGCGCUCACCUGCAAGGCAGACGCGAACCCGCCGGCCACGGAGUACCGCUGGACCACGCUGAACGGCUCUCUCCCCAAGGGUGUGGAGGCUCAGAACAGGACCCUCUUCUUCAGGGGACCGAUCGACUACAGCCUGACCGGGACCUACAUCUGCGAGGCCACCAACCCCAUCGGCACGCGCUCGGGCCAGGUGGAGGUCAAUAUCACAGAAUUCCCCUACACGCCGUCUCCUCCGCAACACGGGCAGCGCGCAGGGCCGGUGCCCACGGCCAUCAUCGGAGGCGUGGCGGGCAGCGUCCUGCUGCUGCUGGUCGUGGUGGGCGGGACGGUGGUGGCCCUGCGGCGGCGGCGGCACACCUUCAAGGGCGACUACAGCACCAAGAAGCACGUGUACGGCAACGGCUACAGCAAGGCGGGCAUCGCUCAGCACCACCCGCCCAUGGCCCAGAACCUGCAGUACCCAGACGACUCGGACGACGAGAAGAAGGCCGGCCCCCUGGGGGGCAGCAGCUACGAGGAGGAAGAGGAGGAGGACGGCGGAGGAGGGGGCGACCGCAAGGUGGGGGGCGCGCACCCCAAGUACGACGAGGACGCCAAGCGGCCCUACUUCACGGUGGACGAGGCAGAAGCCUGUCAGGACAGCUACGGGGACCGGACUCUGGGUUACCAGUACGACCCUGAGCAGGUGGACAUGGCCAACAACAUGGUCUCCCAGAACGAUGGGUCUUUCAUUUCCAAGAAGGAGUGGUACGUGUAGUCCCUCUCCGAGCCUCUGUCUGCACCCCUCUCCCCAG